GACGUGUUCAGUUUUUGCUGAAAGCUGUUCUAUUUGUUACUUGGAAAAUUGAACGGGUAAAAGUACCCCAAAUCUCUUUAUUCAUGACAGUUUUCUAAUAAAGGAAAAUGUAUUAUCAAGUGUGGUGAGAAGUUUUGAAAAGAAUGCAGAAAAAUAAUAUGGCAAAUCUUCAAAAGGACGAAGCACAAGAGAUAAAUGACUUAGUGGACAUUACUGGAAAUUUUGGUUCAUGGCAGAAACGGGUGUUUCUAAUUGCUUUCUUUGUGAUAAUGCCAAAUUCUUGCCAUAUUCUGGUCAUGACAUUUUUCGCUCCCGACAUUGACCAUUGGUGCAGCAGACCACCAGCCUAUUCGAAUCUGACUAUCAACCAGUGGAAAUCUCUAGCCAUCCCCCCUGUGAAGAAUAAGAAUGACAACGCCACCUACAGCCACUGUCUGAUUUAUAAAAAUAUUACUGAUUCUCCUUCAAGAGUAGAACAGUCGAAUGUCACGUGUACAUCAUGGGAGUAUGACAACUCUUUCUACACUUCAACUGUUGUUGAUGAGUGGGACCUGGUGUGUGGCAGUGACUGGUUGCUGUCAUUGAGUACCACCGUAGUUAUGGCAGGGUUUCUUUUCUCGGUUUUUAUAUGUGGUCAACUGUCCGACAGGUAUGGUCGUAGACCCAUCAUAUUAACGUGUAUCGCUCUUUCUUUGCUGUCUGGUCUAGCGUGUGCUUUCUCUACGACAUUUGUUAUGUUUAUUAUCUUCAGAUUUAUUAUCGCUUCUGGAAUUUCAGGAGCAACGACUACUUCAUUUGUAUUGCUUAUGGAAUCAGUUGGUGUAGACUACCGUGAUGUCCUGGGGAUAUGCUUCGAGUUUGGCUGGGCUCUCGGCUACAUCAUCUUGCCAGGAUUGGCGUGGUUUAUAAGAGACUGGUCCAACUUACAAUUAGCUAUUACUGUUCCUGUCGCAUUGUUUUUCAGUCUUUGGUGGUUUCUUCCGGAAUCUCCACGUUGGCUAUUAUCUCAAAAUAAAGCAGAACAACUACAGAAAGAGCUAGAGAAGGUGUUAAAACUGAAUAACAGGCAAGUCUCUAACCUGGAAGGUGUCGUCAAAAGACUGAUCAACAGGGAAAACAAGGAUAAAGAACAACCAUCGAAGAAGCAAGCAACCUUCGUCAAUCUCCUGCUAACUCCCAACAUGCGAAGCAAGACGUUGAACAUCUACUUUAACUGGUUUGUGAACUCCUUUGUCUACUAUGGUUUAUCCCUGAACACGAGUAAUCUCGGUGGUAAUCCAUUCCUUAACUUCUUUAUUGCUGGAGCAGUGGAGUUUCCUUCUUAUGGAGCCUCGGUAUUCGCCAUUAAGUACCUAGGACGUCGCAUUCCAUUGAUGGUUACAAUGGUCGUUGGUGGUUUAGCAUGUUUUCUCACCAUUCCUAUACAAGAUGAUCUCUUAUGGCUACGAAUUACUUUGGCUAUGAUUGGAAAAUUCUGCAUUUCUGCUUCUUUUGCCAUCAUCUACGUGUUUUCUGCAGAAAUUUAUCCAACUGUGGUACGUAACGUUGGUGUUGGCUCCAGCUCUACUUGUGCUAGAAUUGGAUCCAUGGUGGCACCGUUCGUCAAAGAGCUGGGAAAGGCCACCAAUCAAGGAGUUCCUCUUGGAAUUUUUGGAGGAUUAUCCAUUGCAGCAGGACUUUUAAUUCUGCGUUUACCAGAAACCAAAAACAAACCAUUACCUGACACUCUAGAAGAAGGCGAGAAGUUUGGGAAGAAGAAAUACAACUCUAAUGUUUUAAGGGAAUAUUGGAACAAGAUGACCGGGAAGAAUCUUGAACUAGAAAGAAACAAUUCAUCCAAACAUCCACAACUGGAGGAAUAUACCACCACAAAGAUAUAGCUGAAAGUGAACAUAGCUGGAUUUAAACGGUUCAAGACAAUUUUCGCCCUGAAGGCAUAGAGAAGGAAAAUUAUCUUUAGCAUAAAUAACUAAAAUUUGUAAAAUGAUAUUAUCAUUAAUUAUAUUUAGGAGCAUUCUGAAACAGCUUAGAUUUUAUUUAAUCUUAAUCUUAUGAUAACAGUGUACUGAGAACUUGUAUUCUUAUGAUAACAAUGUACUGGGAACUUGUGUGAUCUUUAGCUUUCGAGGCGUUUUAAUAUGAAAAGAAAAUAUUAUUAUUAUUGAAACUUUUCCAAUGUUAUUUUAAACUUUAAGCUUAACACUGAAGAACUAAAUCAAUUACAUUGAAGUAUUUGUAAUAAUAUUUAUGUAUAACAUAAUAUGAACUAACCAAGAAGGUGGAUUUGUAACUUUAAACUACUGAAAUUGUGAAACUAAUCAACUAUAGGUAUUAUUUUUUUAUUACUUGUACAUAUUUUGUUUUAGAUGAAUGACUAAAUGUAUUUAAGUGUUACACAGAAAUAUUUAACUAGCAUUAAUCUUUGAUGCUACAACACUUCUUUUGCUAAGGAAGAAUAGUGUUAUGUUCUUUCUAAUUAAACACAUGUAAACAAUCCAACAUUACCAUUAGUAGAAUCAUCCAUGUUGAGUUUCUGAAAGUGGUGUACUCCCUAUAAUGUUUCUAGUACUACAUUCGAGCUUUCGGUUAUACAUAAAUCACCUUCAGACACAAAGAAAUU
Limulus polyphemus (Atlantic horseshoe crab) is the source of this 2620-nucleotide messenger RNA. RefSeq names its product organic cation transporter protein-like. Gene Ontology annotation, molecular function: transmembrane transporter activity. Bases 144 to 1880 code for a protein of 578 amino acids. The transcript has 12 exons. NCBI's taxonomy places the organism in Eukaryota, Metazoa, Arthropoda, Merostomata, Xiphosura, Limulidae. The record is from RefSeq and is a predicted model, not a curated record. Gene Ontology annotation, cellular component: membrane. Gene Ontology annotation, biological process: transmembrane transport.